Molecule: messenger RNA, 1491 nt
Organism: Chenopodium quinoa (quinoa)
Lineage: Eukaryota; Viridiplantae; Streptophyta; Magnoliopsida; Caryophyllales; Amaranthaceae
Exons: 1
Coding region: 1-1491 (496 amino acids)
Molecular function (GO): nucleic acid binding
Source: RefSeq, a predicted model, not a curated record
AUGGCAGAAAAUUCAAGUGAUGAAUUUUUCAGCAUUUACCAAAUGCUCAAUGAUGAAAGCAGCAUGGAACAUAGUCAGACAAGCAGCAUGGAAGGGGCUCAGUACCAGGACAACACUGGUCCAGAUGAUGAAGCAAUCCAGCAACCAACAAGCAGAAAACAGCUCACAGUUUCCAAGAAAAGGGAAAUUGUAGAUGAGUAUCUACUGAAGCUACAGGGGGGGGAAAUACCAAGGGGUUUUGUUUCACAGACAGCCAGGAAAUUCAAUGUGCAUAGGUGCACUAUUCUCAUAUUAUUCAAAGACAUCAAAGCCCAAAUGGAAGUGGGGAAUGCCAUAGAUGUCAGAAGCAAGAAACUUGGAAAAACAGGACCAAAACCAACAGAGUACACAGAUGAAUUUUUGCAGUCUGCCCCACUAUAUAAAAGGACCACUGAGAGAAGCUAUGGGGCUGCUCUUAACAUUUCACAUAAAACCAUCCAUAAAUUAAAGAAAAAGGGGAGGCUGAGAAAACAUACUAGCACCAAUCAUCCAGCAUUAACAUCCAACCACAAAAUAGCAAGACUCCAAUGGGUUUUAAGGCAUCUGCUGCCUGCUACUCAAAAUGAGGACCCAUACUUUGUUGACAUGCAGCAGGUAGUGCACAUAGAUGAGAAGUGGUUCUACUUGAACCCAGACACAAGAACAUUCUACCUAUUGCCAAAUGAACCAAACCCCUACAGGUGCCAACAGUCCAAGAGGUUCAAGGUCAAAGGCAUGUUCAUGGCAGCCAUAGGGAAGCCAAUCUUUGACAACCAAGGAGGAGUCAUACAUGAUGGGAAAUAUGGAAUUUUCCCUUUUGUUUAUGAAAGCACAGCAAAGAAAAAAAGCAAAAACAGAGAAGCCGGGGCAGUGGAAGUGAAGGCUACACAGAAUGUUAACAAGGAGGCCAUAAGGGAAAUGCUUUUAACUAAAGUAAUUCCAGCCAUUAAAAGUAAAUGGCCAGGCCAUGUAUCUAAGGAUAUAUGGAUUCAGUGGGAUAAUGCCAGACCACACCAAAUUCCUAGGGGUGUUGAAUUUCAUGAAGCAUGUCACUCAAAUGGUUUCAACAUACAGUUCAUUUAUCAACCAGCUCAAUCCCCAGAUUUAAAUGUCUUAGAUUUAGGGUUGUUUAAUGUGAUACAAUCAAUAAAAUACCAAUCAUUUCCUAGAAAUCUAAAGGAACUCAUAGAGAAGGUAACAGAGUCUUAUGAGUUGUUCAACCCAGUGUUGAACAAACGUUGUUGGAUAACUUUACAAUGUUGUAUGGAAGAGAUACUGAAGGACCAAGGGGGGAAUAACUUCAGCCCACCACACAAAGGGAAGAAAAGACUAGAAAGACUGGGCAUGCUACCUGAAGUGCUACAAGUGGACAGAGGUUUGGUUCAACAAACUGUUGAAUACCUCAACACCAUUUUCAUUCCAACAGGUGAAGUGAAUCAGGAAGACGAAGGCAUGCAGGUGGAUGCAGACUAA